Molecule: messenger RNA, 3062 nt
Organism: Physella acuta
Lineage: Eukaryota; Metazoa; Mollusca; Gastropoda; Physidae
Biological process (GO): phosphatidylcholine biosynthetic process
Source: RefSeq, a predicted model, not a curated record
CGUUGUCUCUCAACUUCUGUUCUCCGGGUUCUAGACUGGAUCUAGACUCUAGAUCUAGAAUCUGGAUCUGAUCUAGUUCGUCUGAGGGUAGACAAAUUUAACUUGGGCCGUUGAUUAGAUAAGCUUUUGUGGUAUGACGAUGAUGGUUGAUAUGCUGUAAUGAUCAUAAUGGAAUUAACCUUGUCAAAGGCUGUAUCAUCAAAUAGAUAUUUAUUUAUCAACAUGGAUUAAACUACAUCUGAAAAUGGAAGCUAUGAAAAAUUUUAGUAAACAAGGCUAGCAAUUGAUCAAGAUCCUUGUAACCCAUCAGGGAAUUAUGAACUAUUAGUUAUCACAUGUGAAUAUUUAGCUAUUAUGGCUUCAGGAUUUUUGGAAAUUCAGAGUGAUCAAGAUUCAAAUCUGCCAAUAAACUUGACUAGUAACAACUUUACAGGUCAAAGAGACGAUUUAAUGGAGCUUCAAAUGAAUUUGAUAAGACAGGAUCCAAAAAGUUAUUUAAGUGAUGUUGAUGCGCGUCCUGAAGAAAAACAAUCUGUCUUAGAUGAGAGGCCAGAAAGUACAAAAUCUACACCUUGGCAGAGGUCUUCAUUAAAACACAUGCAUGACCUGUAUGAAACAGUGGCUGAAAUAACUGUGGAACCAUGUAGUAAAGAUGAGCCUGAUGUCAAGGCCUUUUUCAAGCUACUGAGAAACCAUAGACUUCAAAGCAAGCUGGUCUAUGUCCUGACUGUGGUCUCUAUUGUGGCGAUAUCACACUUUGUGCUAACAGUCAAGUGGCUUCUUCCAUACUACUACACCAUCACAACUCCAAUCUUAAUUUUUCUUAGGCUUAUAAUGUACUGGAAAAUGAAGUAUCAGUUUUUUAUGCUGGAUUUUUGCUAUUUUGCCAACACCUAUUGGUAUCUUUACAUCUGGCUGGCACCUGAAAAUCCUGAGUUUUUUGUUGUUGGUUUUGCUGUGGCAAAUGGUCCUCUAGUCUGGGCUCUCUUUGUCUUCAGAAACUCACUUGUGUUUCACAGCUUAGAUAAAGUUACCUCCCUUUAUAUACACCUUCUGCCAAGUCUCCUGUCAUUUGUAAUUCGAUGGUAUCCAGAAGAAACCUCAAAGUAUUGGGUGCGGCCGUUCAAGCAUCAUGAAAUAGGGUUCUCUUUCUAUUGGCUGGUCCUGCUACCGUUUAUUUUUGUAGUUUUACAUCAGGUAUUUUAUUUGAUCCUCGUGGAUUGCAUUUUAAAACCCAGUGAUGAAUAUCUGACCAUGUAUCGCUAUCUAACCAAUAAGGAAUCUUCUGUAAUAUUUCGCAUGUGCAAUAUGUUGGGUCAGAGAUUUCGCUUGCAGAUGUAUGUUGCCUGGGGACUGACAGUUGCUCUCAUCAUGCUGCUGUUCAAUCCAGUCUGGUAUAAUUUCUUCAUACCUCACUGUGUUGUUCUAGUUUUCUUUAUAAUUAUUGCCAUAUAUAAUGGUGCAACUUACUAUAUUGAUGUCUUCAGCCUAGAGGGCUUAGGUAAAAGUAAACAAUCAAAAUCAGAACUAGCCACAGCAAACAACGUUGUCUCACCAACUAAUGAUAAAAAGGUUUAUUCAGCCGUUGUUGACUAUAACAAGUCUGCAGAUAAUCUCAAGCCAGUCACUCCUGUUUAAUUUCUCAGAUGUAUUUUAUAAAAAGGAUGAAUGAUCUCAUUACACUCGUUGCUCCUAAUACAAAAGUCAUUUUGAAAACAAAAGUUUUUAAAUAUUUGAUUUUAGACACAGAAGAGAAGCAAUUGUUUUUUAAUCACUCUGCAUAAUCCUUUCACUCUCAUUACAGAACAUGGUUUUACAUGUUUUAAAAAAAAAAUUGUUUCAUGAAGUUUUGUAUAUAAUGAUUUCUAUCUUAGAUCUGCCCAUUCCAUAUUUAUCAAUGAAAACCCAGAGUUUGGUCAGUAUUAGAAUCUACAAUUUUGUGCUACAUUCCCAUUAGCUGUGAUUUCAGUAGAACAGCUCGUCUUGAUCACAUUUCUGUUUUUAUAAGCUGGUAUUAAUUUCCCAUACUUGAUACAUCUCUUGCUUGAUUCCAUCCUGUUUGAAUUUUUUCAAAGAAAGAUCUCUUUUUUUUUAAAAUAUAUUAUUUUUAAAAGUAAAAUGUUUUACAAUUUUUUUUUAACAUGCGAAUACAUAUUUAUUAAUUAUAUAACACAUAUUUAAAUUAGUUUUUAGUAAUGUGUUGUUGCUUAACAUAGGAAAUUUGUCAGUGCCCCAUACCUCAUUUUCCUAUUGAUGUUUAAGUGUGCUUCAUGCAGUAUACAAAUAUUUUUAGAGAUGAAUUGAUGUUAGCAUACAUAAACAGAUUAACCAUAUGCCACACUAAUCUACUUUAUUAUUUUACACCACAAGAAAAAAGGAAUGGCAUUACAAAUUAAGAACAUCUUGCCAUUUUGAAAAUAUAUUAAAAUUAAUAAAAUAACUAAGGUUUUUACAGUCAGCAUAUAUUAUUUUUCUAUCAUUCUGUUUAUUUGAAUUAAAUCAUAACCCCACAGUUUUACUGUUAUUACUACAACAAAUUGUUCCAUUGUUGAAUUCCAAAUGUGAAGAUGUCACUGUUGUGGUUCGGGUAAUAUUUUGUUGGUCCCUUCUUUCAUUAUUGUUUCUAUCAUUUUUUUGUUUAAUAUAAAAGUAUGCGGGUAUUAACAUGACAUGCAUUUUUUGACAUCCUAGUCAUUGUAAAAAUAAUUUAAAAAUUUUUAACAACCAUAUUUUACAUUUACAAAGCCUCAUAUCUUGUAUUAUACAUUACAGAAAGUAUUGAUGUAAUCAAAAUCCACCACCAAAAAUUGACCAAUAUGUUUAUUUUAUUUAACUGACUUUAGUGUUUUAAUCAUCUUAUAUUUCUUGCUAUAUUUGUUUCCUUAAAGGUUAAAGAAUUGUAUCAAUUUGUUAAAACUGAGUUAUCUGCCUUAGCUGUUUGCCUUUGUGUAUUGUGUGUGCAAGCAGGUGUUUAGAGUCUGUGUCCUGAUAUAAAUACUAUUAAAUCCAGUUAUCUAAUUUAAACUUGGUAUGGAAUUUUUAAAAUAAACACUUUUACAACA